Nannizzia gypsea CBS 118893 is the source of this 1395-nucleotide messenger RNA. Its product is annotated as transcription initiation factor IIE subunit alpha. Lineage: Eukaryota; Fungi; Ascomycota; Eurotiomycetes; Onygenales; Arthrodermataceae. Gene Ontology annotation, biological process: transcription open complex formation at RNA polymerase II promoter; transcription initiation at RNA polymerase II promoter. Gene Ontology annotation, cellular component: transcription factor TFIIE complex. The coding region runs from base 1 to 1395 and encodes 464 amino acids. The record is from RefSeq and is a predicted model, not a curated record. The transcript has 3 exons.
AUGGAUCUCGCCGGCACGCUCAUUCGGAUGACAGCGCGGGCUUUCUACGAGACCCGUCACAUCCUGGUCAUCGAUGCCCUCUUCAUACACUCAGUCUUAAACGCCGAAGAUCUGGCUCUUCUCCUGGGAAUGCAGCAGAAAGACGUGCGGAAGCUCUGUGGUCGUCUCCGCGAGGACAGGCUUAUAGCUGUACACCACCGAACGGAGAUGCGAGAAGGCCAGACUCGGCCUCGCGAAUACUACUACGUUCCGCUGUAUCCGGUUAUCGAUGCGAUCAAGUACCGAGUGUCCCGCUUGACCUCGUCCAUCAAAGCGCAGUACACCCCGAACCAGGAGAGAAAGGAGUUUAUCUGCCAGCGAUGUUCGGCCGAAUGGACCCAGCUGGAGGUUCUCGGCAGCGUAGGGCCGGGAGGGUUCGAGUGCCUGCGGUGCAACGCUACCUUGUCGCCCGUGGAUGAAGUCGAAGGUGCUGCCGCGGAUCGGAGCGGCCAUGAAAAGAACAGCAAGCUCAUGGCACAGUUGGACUCCAUCCUGAACCUGCUGAUCCAGAUCGACUCUACCGAAAUACCGCCCAACGAUUUCGAUACUGCAUGGGAGCACAAGGUGGACGUGAUACGGAACCAACACACGAACCCGACCAAAGUUGCGAUUGCGGUCAACAAAAAGGGUUCGUCGGCCGUCAAAGGAGUCAACAAGACCGAUGCUUCGGCGCUGGAGGUCAGCCUUUCUUCCUCUGCGGAGAGGAAUGCGGAGGAACAGGCUCAAAAGGAAGCACGCAAGGCGGCUCUGGAAAAACAAAACGCUCUCCCGGUCUGGCAUACUCAUUCCACCGUCUCUACCGAAGCAAGUAAUCUGCCUACCGUCAAGGUCGAGCCGAACGGUGCUGCGUCAACUACCACAUUGGCCGCCGAUGCCACCACUGAAGACUCCAAAGUUGGCAUCAAAGACGAAGAUGAGGAGAAGAAGGACAUGGACGAUACUAUUGCGACUUACUACGCCGAGAUGGCACGGGAGAAGGAGCUCGAGGCCGCGGAAUCCUCCGAUGAUGAAGACGAGGACGACGAGGAGUUCGAGGACGUCAGUGCCACUCCCGACGCAGGUGCACAGUCGGACUCCGCCACGGUCACGGCCAACGGGACCCCCACAGUCAACGGAAGCGGAGCCGGCAGUGCGAACGGCACCACCGCGGCGAGCGGCAGCAGCCUGAAGAGAGAGCUGGACUCUGAAUCUGGCACUAGCGGACCCAACACGAAUGCGGGGACGCCCAUUACGCCCGCUGAGGAGGAUGGGCCGGCGGCUAAGAAGGUUAAGAUGGAGACGGAGACGGAGCCGGUGGUCAAGAAGGAGGAAGAUGUAGGUUCUGACGAGGACGAAGAAGAGUUUGAGGACGUUUAA